Molecule: messenger RNA, 258 nt
Organism: Micromonas pusilla CCMP1545
Lineage: Eukaryota; Viridiplantae; Chlorophyta; Mamiellophyceae; Mamiellales; Mamiellaceae
Exons: 2
Coding region: 1-258 (85 amino acids)
Source: RefSeq, a predicted model, not a curated record
AUGUCCGCCGCGACCGCCUUCCUCACGACCCCCGUCCGCGCCUCCGCGGUCGCGAAGAGAGCGACGACGAAGCGCGCCGUCGCCGCGCUCGCGGCCGCGAAGGAGACCACCCCCGUCGUCAAGGCGGAAGACUUCAAGUGCCCUCUGACGUGCGAGGAGAAGUCCAACGACGCGACGACGCACGAGAUGGCCAAGGCGAAGUGCGUGCACCCGGAGCGCCCGGUCUCGAAGGCGUGCCAGGACUGCCCGAGGCGGUGA